Messenger RNA from Chenopodium quinoa (quinoa), 1524 nucleotides. RefSeq names its product splicing factor 3B subunit 4-like. The record is from RefSeq and is a predicted model, not a curated record. Gene Ontology annotation, biological process: positive regulation of mRNA splicing, via spliceosome. Gene Ontology annotation, molecular function: RNA binding. Lineage: Eukaryota; Viridiplantae; Streptophyta; Magnoliopsida; Caryophyllales; Amaranthaceae. Gene Ontology annotation, cellular component: U12-type spliceosomal complex; nucleolus.
UCAUGGAAAAUUAAAAAUAUCAUUUGGGCUAAAAAGCUUAAACCCUCAAUCAAAAAUUCUCUCCUUUCUCCCUCCCAAAGUUUCCCCUGUAACCCAGUGAAUCCUUGAAUUUGAGGAGAGAGAAAGUGAAAAAUGACGACAAGAAUAGCUCCAGGAGUAGGAGCCAAUCUUCUCGGUCAACAUUCUGCUGAGAGAAAUCAAGAUGCUACCGCUUACGUCGGUAACCUUGAUGCCCAGGUAUCUGAAGAGUUGCUGUGGGAAUUGUUUGUUCAAGCAGGCCCUGUUGUGAAUGUCUAUGUACCAAAAGAUAGAGUAACCAACCUCCAUCAAGGCUAUGGGUUUGUAGAAUUCCGAAGCGAAGAAGAUGCUGACUAUGCAAUCAAAGUUCUUAAUAUGAUCAAGCUUUAUGGGAAACCUAUACGUGUGAAUAAGGCUUCUCAAGACAAAAAGAGCUUGGAUGUUGGAGCAAAUCUCUUUGUUGGGAAUCUGGACCCUGAUGUGGAUGAGAAACUUCUUUAUGAUACUUUCAGCGCGUUUGGAGUCAUUGUUACAAAUCCAAAGAUUAUGAGAGAUCCAGAAACAGGAAAUUCCCGUGGCUUUGGAUUCAUUAGUUAUGAUUCCUUUGAGGCAUCUGAUGCAGCUAUUGAGGCAAUGAAUGGUCAGUAUCUUUGUAAUCGUCAAAUUACAGUAUCCUAUGCAUACAAGAAAGAUACGAAGGGGGAGAGGCAUGGCACUCCUGCAGAGAGAGUUCUUGCUGCAAGCAAUCCAGGUACUCAGAAAAGCAGACCUCACACCCUGUUUGCAAGUGGUCCCCCAACCCUUCCUCAAGCCAAUGGUGCUGUACCUACUCCUACUGCUCCACGGCCUCUUGCAAAUGGUGCAGUCCCACCGAGUCCCAUGCCCCAAUUCCGUCCUCCACCACCCCCACUUGUAGGAUUUCCCCCUCCACCAAUGCAGAUGGCCAACACUUGGCAGGGGCAGCCCCAACAGCAAGGUCAAGGGCCUCCCUCGAUGCCCCCGCCACCACCACAAUACAGGCCUGCACUGCCUCCAAACAUGAUGCCACCCCCUCCCCCUCAGGCAGGUCAAGGGUAUGCAAGGCCACCUCCUCCAAUGUCAAUGGGGGGUCCACCUGGUUGGAGGCCACCACCUCCACCUCAGCAAAUGGCUGGCAGGCCGCCUUACCAGCAACAAUAUUCAAUGCCGCCUCCACCACCUCCAUCAGGUUAAUAUGUUGAGUUGUUAAAAUUUGGAUACCUAAAUUUUUUGUCCUUGCUGUAUAACAUUAGGUACAAAUUUAUUGUUAGGAUUAAGUUUACAUUUUAUAGAAUUAGAAACUUACUUUUCUAGUGAUAUAUUUUCUGGAUUAUUUCAUGCAACGCAAGAAAAACGGUAAGUUUCAAAUUUGACUAUCUUGUACUCCACAGCAUCACUUUGGUUCAAGACACUUCAAGAGCCACCCUAAUUGCUUGAAUACUGAGAUAUUAGUUUAAAAAGGAAUAUAUACAUAGUACUUGUAAUUCA